Messenger RNA from Xenopus tropicalis (tropical clawed frog), 1415 nucleotides. RefSeq names its product provisional ortholog of Fc receptor like 4. The transcript is spliced from 5 exons. The record is from RefSeq and is a predicted model, not a curated record. The coding region runs from base 356 to 1312 and encodes 318 amino acids. Lineage: Eukaryota; Metazoa; Chordata; Amphibia; Anura; Pipidae.
AAAACAAUGAAAUAUAGGGGCGGGUAGUUUUUGUGCAACUGAAUGUUCUGACUAGACCAACAUUCAACUUAAAGCCAAGCCCCGUCCUAUUAAUAAUCCUACUGCAUGAAAUACCUCAAUUACUGCUGAUCUUACACUUGUAAACCAGAGAAGGUUUCUUGUUGGUUCUCCUGUGAAGACCACAUUUUACACUGAGGUUAAACUUGUGGGUUGCGCUUCUGAGCAUAUCCUGAAUAAUAAACCACACAAUAAUGUAAGUAUUUCAUAGACAGGGGCCAGGCUUCUGCAACAGGAAAAACUACUCUAUUGCAGCUUCUGCCUACAGAAUCUACUGUCUGAGCAACAGGGAGUUGCUAUGAUUGCACUGGUGAUGCUGCUCUUUGUCUGUGUCACAGCUACACCUUGGGUGUCCUUUCAGCCAGAUGUGGGCAAAAUAUUUUUUGGAGAAUCCAUAACUCUGACGUGUAACGUGGCCUCUCCUGUGCAAGGAACGCCAACCUAUUCCUGGUACAGAGACAACAAGAGAAUAAGUUCAGGGCAGCGCCUUUUUAUUAAUGCUGCCUUGGGUGCCAACAGUGGGAAUUACCAGUGCCAGGCCGGUACCAGUGAGAGAAGCGAUGCCGUCAAGCUGAAAGUGACUGAAAGUUAUGUCACCCUUCAGGCUCCUCCAACCAUUUAUGAAGGGGAUUCCUUGAUCCUGAGAUGCCAUAGUGCUGUCUUUGGAGCUUCCAGUGGGGCAGUGUUCUACAAGGACGGCACCACCCUAAAGUCUUCAACCAGCGACUCUGCUUUGUCACUUGGAACAGCAUACAGGAACGCAUCUGGUACCUACCGUUGCUCAAGGAAUAUAUUUAAUGACAGGCCAGUUAUCGAUGAAGCCUUGAUUUCUGUGAAAGAACUCUUCUCCAAGCCACAGCUCCAAGUGAGUUCCAAUGAGACGAGAGAAGGGGCUAACUUGACCAUAACAUGCAGUACUACCCUCACCCCUGCUAGAGGCAGCACAGAUCUCAGAUUUGGUUUCAGCAAAGAUGGCCGAAGCACGCAGGAAUUACUCCUAUCCAAUAAGCUGCACAUUAGGGGAGCACAAGUGAAUCAGUCUGGGUAUUACACAUGUGAAGUGGAAGCUGUUGCCAGCAGAAUUAAGAAAAUGAGCAAUACAUUGUAUAUCCAGAUCCAAGAGGUCAAACAGAAUGAAGGACGCGUUCUCGUUGAUUACACCCUGCAGAACUUGAUACGGCUGAUAGUGUCUGUAUGUUUAUCAGUCCUUUGUUUAUGUUUUGUCAUCAACCAUUUGAAAAAGGGAAAAACAUAAAAGCAGAUACAACAGAGCUUCAAGAAAGAGCUAAAAACGACCAAGAAACCCACAUAUAAAGUUCUGUACUGUGCAUGAAAUAAUACACAUGAUGCGAAGUUAA